Messenger RNA from Scleropages formosus (Asian bonytongue), 3584 nucleotides. It is a transcript of the gene ace2, whose product is annotated as angiotensin I converting enzyme 2. Gene Ontology annotation, molecular function: peptidyl-dipeptidase activity; metallopeptidase activity. The coding region runs from base 416 to 2845 and encodes 809 amino acids. Lineage: Eukaryota; Metazoa; Chordata; Actinopteri; Osteoglossiformes; Osteoglossidae. The transcript is spliced from 18 exons. The record is from RefSeq and is a predicted model, not a curated record. Gene Ontology annotation, cellular component: plasma membrane. Gene Ontology annotation, biological process: proteolysis.
UUUGUCUUAAUAUAAUAUAUAACAUAUAUAUUGUUUCUCUUUUUUUGUAUCUGGGGAAACUUGACAUAGCUGAAGGCAAAAAAACGACGAAUCGGGCCCCUCUUUCUAAGCAUUUUUAGUUUUACAGCCCAUCAGACUAACAAUUCCUUUCUGGCACGCAAUGUCAGCGCAUUAGUGAUCCGUUUAGUUUCCCGUGACAACAAAACCACGCACUAAUACUGCUUAAAUACAUUAAAUGAAGUAAGUGGGCGGGGGGACCUCUACUGUAGUAUAUGAGCAGCCAAUGCGGGUGUAAAGAAGAAAGGUGCGCCUUCCAGUUACGGCUCUGUAUUAAAGGCCAGAGUAAUACAGUUGUUGACAAGAACAUUAAGACGCAUUCCUCUGUCACAAUCGCUGUAGGGACCGUGCCAGCAGGAUGCAUUCUAAGCUUCUUGCACUUCUAGCUUGGGCCUUUGUGGCCUCCGUGCUUAGUCAGUCCAGCGUCGAGCAGAAAGCGGCUGAGUUUCUGCAAAGCUUUGAUGAGAAUGCUACUACUCUGAUGUACCAGUAUUCACUGGCGUCAUGGGAAUACAACACAAACAUCACCAGUGAAAACUCAGACAAACUGGCUCAGCAGGGGGAAAUAUGGAGUUCCUACUACAGCCAAGUGUCCGAGGAGUCGCAGUCCUUUCCCCUUAAUGAAAUCACUGAUCCGACCGUAAAAAUUCAGUUGAUAGCGCUUCAAGAUAAAGGAUCAGGAGUCCUCUCGAAGGACAAGCUCAACCAACUCAGCAGAGUCAUGAGUGAAAUGAGCACCCUGUACAGCACAGGCACUGUGUGUGACAUCGACGAGCCAUUCGACUGUCAAACUCUGGAACCAGGCCUGGAGAGCAUCAUGGCAGAGAGUAGGGAUUACUACAAGCGGCUGCAUGUGUGGGAGGGCUGGAGGGUGAAUGUGGGGAAGGAGAUGAGGCCCCUCUAUGAAGUCUACGUGGACCUAAAGAACGAAGCUGCCAGACUGAAUGGUUAUGCAGACUACGGGGACUACUGGAGGGCCAACUACGAGACCAUCGAUGAGGGAAACUACAGCUAUACCCGCGAUGAUCUUAUGGCAGAUGUUCGGCGCAUAUAUAAAGAGAUCAUGCCAUUGUACAAAGAGCUGCAUGCUUAUGUGCGGAGCAAACUUCAAGAGACUUACCCUGGACACAUAAGUGCAACAGGAGGUCUUCCUGCACAUCUGCUGGGUGAUAUGUGGGGAAGGUUCUGGACCAACCUGUACCCGCUAUCCAUCCCCUACCCCAACAAAGAAGACAUUGAUGUAACGUCUGCUAUGAUCAGUCAGGGCUGGACUGUGAACCAAAUGUUCAAAGAAGCAGAGAAGUUUUUCAUGUCUGUGAACCUGUACAAGAUGUUUGACUCCUUCUGGAGCAACUCAAUGUUCACAAAGCCUGAGGAUGGACAAAAAGUAGUGUGCCACCCAACUGCCUGGGAUAUGGGCAACAGGGAGGAUUUCAGGAUCAAAAUGUGCACCAAAGUGAAUAUGGAUGACUUUUUGACAGUCCACCAUGAGAUGGGGCACAACCAGUACCAGAUGGCCUAUCGCAACCUCUCCUACCUGUUGAGAGAUGGGGCCAAUGAAGGUUUCCAUGAGGCGGUGGGUGAAAUCAUGUCUCUUUCAGCAGCUACCCCAAAACACCUCAAGGCCCUUGGUCUUCUGCCUGCAGAUUUCAAAGAGGACAAUGAGACAGACAUCAACUUCCUGCUGAAGCAGGCUCUGACCAUUGUGGCCACACUGCCCUUCACCUACAUGCUAGAAGAGUGGAGGUGGCAGGUCUUCCAGGGAACCAUUCCGAAGGACGAGUGGAUGCAGAGGUGGUGGGAGAUGAAACGAGACAUGGUUGGAGUUGUAGAACCUUUGCCCAGAGAUGAAACAUACUGUGAUCCAGCUGCUUUGUACCACGUGUCCAAUGACUAUUCCUUCAUCAGAUAUUUCACCAGGACUAUCUACCAGUUCCAGUUUCAGGCCUCGCUCUGUGAAGUUGCCGGACACACAGGACCUCUAUUCAAGUGCGACAUCACCAAUUCCACAGCAGCUGGCAAUAAACUACGGGCCAUGCUGGAGUUAGGAAAAUCCAAGUCAUGGACUAGAGCUAUGGAAGAAAUAUCUGGAGUCACCAGGAUGGACUCCAAGCCGCUGCUGGAAUACUUCAGUGAACUCUACAGUUGGUUACAAGAAGACAAUCGAAAGAACAACAGGCAACCAGGGUGGAAGACCACGGAGGAUCCAUAUGCCAAUGAUGCCUUCAAAGUCAGACUGAGUCUAAAGGCUGCAAUGGGCGAUGAAGCUUACCCCUGGAAUGACAAUGAGAUGUACCUUUUCAAAUCCACCAUUGCCUUUGCCAUGCGCCAGUAUUAUAAUCUGGAAAAAGGAAAACAAAUUAACUUCAUGCCAGAGAAUAUCUACACAUACAAAAUAACCCCAAGGAUAUCAUUCUUCUUUGUUGUUACUGACCCCACCAACCCAAUGAAGAUCAUCCCAAAGGCAGAUGUGGAGGUUGCUAUUCGGCUUUCCAGGGAUCGAAUCAAUGGUGUUUUCAAGCUUGAUGAUACAACACUGGAGUUUGAGGGCAUCCUCUCUACACUGUCUCCACCUGUGGAACCACCUGUGACAGUGUGGCUGAUAGCAUUUGGGGUUGUCAUGGGUCUGGUGAUUUUGGUUGGCAUGUACCUUGUUUUCUCUGGCUUCCGUGAAAGAAAAAGAAAAUCUAAGGCACAGGAAUCCGAAAACCCAUAUGAUGCCGAAAUGAAAAUUGAAGGAGUGACCAACAAAAGCUUUGAACGUGAUGAUGAACAAACAGGAUUUUGAGAGACUAAAACAAUUUUAUGGUAAUAAAAAGUCUAAAAUGCACUAAACAUUACAUGUAGCAUUUUUCUAGCUGCUGUUUCAGGCUGUAAAACCUCUACCCUUACAGGAAUUCCAGGGAUUUAUUUAAUGUAUGUUUAAUUAUUUUCUAAGUACGAGCUAUAUGUACAGUGUCACUAUGAAAAAUGUAUGCUUUCGUUUGAUGUAUGCCCAAAAUUAAGAUGGAAUUAAAUUUCUGAAAGAAGAUUACAUGAGGUACUUUUCUGCAAAGAGAGGAACACUGUUGGACAAUCAGUUGAAGUGCAGAACCUCUUAGACCAAAGAAGGACUCUAUGGCAGUACCUUGAGCACAGUAGUUACCGUUAGUGCAGCAACAGAAAAGAGUAAUGGUUUAGAAAUGUAAGUUACGUGCAGUAAGUUGCUGGUUAAAGCACUUAAAUGAUGCUAAGUAAAGCCGGAAGAAAAAGAGUGGCCCAACAUUUCAAUGAAGUUUUUUUGUCUUUAUGAUUUGGAUUACUCCAGUAUAACACCCGUAAUAAUUUACACUGUAAGUUCUCAGCUUGCGAAGACGAUGGAAUGGAGAUUUCCUCCUAAUUCGAUGUCAUACAUUAAAAUCUAAUUUUAUUGGCCAGGUGUGGCCUUGCUACUGCGUGCUAGUCAGUUUUCUCUUUUUUGAUCUUCAUUAUUUUUACUGUUGUUGUAAGUAUGCAUUUUGUCUUACCUCCCAUAUCAACACUUUUUA